Baudoinia panamericana UAMH 10762 is the source of this 1856-nucleotide messenger RNA. RefSeq lists its product as uncharacterized. Gene Ontology annotation, molecular function: RNA helicase activity; ATP binding; mRNA binding. Bases 178 to 1749 code for a protein of 523 amino acids. Gene Ontology annotation, cellular component: P-body; cytoplasmic stress granule. The record is from RefSeq and is a predicted model, not a curated record. The transcript has 2 exons. Gene Ontology annotation, biological process: cytoplasmic stress granule assembly; P-body assembly. Lineage: Eukaryota; Fungi; Ascomycota; Dothideomycetes; Mycosphaerellales; Teratosphaeriaceae.
UCUUUUUAAGAGAGAGCGGCGACUACGCCCAAACACACCUCGUAACGCCAAAGUAGUGCUUGAAUAAGUUGCGGGCCUCUUGCGACAGCCGCUUAGGCCAGUUCUUCACAUUCACGACCACCUCCGUGCGCGCAUCUAGCUGGUAUUCGGAGUCACGUAUAGCAGAAUUCACACGCAAUGGCUUCAGAGCUUGCCAACAAGCUCGAGGCGACAACACUCAACGAAAGCUCGACGAACAAUGACUGGAGAGCGGGGCUCAAGGCGCCGCCGAAAGACGGCCGAGUGCAAACUGAGGAUGUGACAGCGACAAAAGGGCUUGAAUUUGAAGACUUCUACCUCAAGCGAGAACUGCUCAUGGGCAUCUUCGAGGCGGGCUUCGAGAAGCCGUCACCCAUACAAGAGGAAACGAUACCGGUAGCACUCACCGGGAGAGACAUAUUGGCGCGAGCCAAGAACGGCACCGGCAAGACUGCCGCCUUCGUCAUACCUACACUUGAGCGCAUCAACCCCAAGCUGGAGAAGACACAAGCUCUGAUUCUUGUACCCACGCGAGAGUUAGCGCUGCAAACAUCGCAAGUAUGCAAGACGCUCGGCAAGCACCUCGGGAUCAAUGUCAUGGUUACUACCGGUGGCACUGGUCUCAAGGACGACAUUAUCCGACUCAACGAAGUCGUGCAUAUCAUUGUUGGUACGCCUGGACGCAUCCUGGACCUUGCAUCAAAAGGCGUCGCCGAUCUUUCCGCCGCAAAGACGUUCGUCAUGGAUGAGGCGGAUAAGCUUCUGUCACCCGAGUUCACCGUCACUAUCGAGCAAUUACUACAAUUUCACCCUGCAGAUCGGCAAGUGAUGCUCUUCUCCGCUACCUUUCCUAUCGUUGUGAAGUCAUUCAUGGACAAGCAUAUGCGCGACCCUCAUGAAAUUAAUUUGAUGGACGAGCUCACACUGCGCGGUAUCACGCAAUAUUACGCCUUCGUGGAAGAGAAGCAGAAGGUACACUGCUUGAACACUCUCUUUAGCCGCCUCCAAAUCAACCAAUCGAUCAUCUUCUGCAACAGCACGACACGAGUCGAACUAUUAGCGAAGAAGAUCACUGAGCUUGGCUACUCUUGCUUCUACUCACACGCCAAGAUGCUGCAACAACACCGUAACCGAGUCUUCCAUGACUUCCGAAACGGUGCGAUGCGCAACCUUGUCUGCUCCGACCUUCUCACUCGCGGCAUCGACAUCCAGGCGGUCAAUGUUGUCAUCAACUUCGACUUCCCGAAGAAUGCUGAGACAUACCUGCACCGCAUUGGCCGGUCGGGUCGCUUUGGCCACCUUGGUCUCGCUAUCAACCUGAUCAACUGGGAUGACCGAUUCAACCUCUACCGGAUCGAACAGGAACUCGGCACGGAGAUCCAACCCAUCCCGCCGCAGAUUGACAAGAGUCUGUACGUCUACGAGAAUGCCGAGUCCAUCCCAAGACCCAUCAACACUGCUCCGGCGCAAGCGGAACAAAGGCAACAGCACGACACACGAAGGCAGCAGGGCAACGGUGCAGAUCUGGCAAAUCCGGCCAACCGGACAGGCGGGUACCGCGGUGGUCGUGGCGGCGGCGGCAGAGGAGGAGGCGGCUACAGAGGCCCACCACGCGAUCCUAACCAGCAAGGUCAGAACGGCGGCUACCAGGGCCAACAGCGACAAGGUGGCUAUCAACAGCGGCCGCCACCGCAGCAGCAGGCAAUGCCGCAGUCUGCGGCUCACGCGUAGAACGCUUAAUUACCGGUCUCCGGUCGCUGCUCUGGGUCUUGCCGCCCUCCCAAGACUCACCCACGUCACUACUGGACCUUGUUCUGUCGCUUUUUCGAAGAGCUUGC